AUGUCGAAAAAGUACAAGGAGGAAAUAGAUGAUUUGAAGGACGAAUUGGAAGCGCUCGCGGCAGAAAACGAACAGUUGCAGCACUUUUUAGAAGAACAAAAAGCGAUGAUGGCGAAUUUGGAACCGAAGAGUAUUGAUAAAUCUGGAGAACUCAUAGAGAAGUUAGAUACAUUGAAUAACCAAAAUGCAUUACUCCAAAGCGCUUUAAACAAGAGCAAGGAAGAAUACGACAUGCUCAGGAAGCAGUACGAGCAAAGUCUAAUAGACGCGAAUGAUCAAGUGGCAGCAAUGCGACAAAACAGCGAUCUUCUUAAAACUGAAUUUAUGGAGAAAAUAGAUAGAUUAGAGGCGGAAAUAAAUAAUUUACAGAAAGCUUUAGAAGAGAAGGAAGCCAAGAUCAACGCUUUAAUGAAUUCAGAGGAAAAACUUUCGACCGUCAAUACAUCUUUAACGGAAGUUACGGAAUUGCUUAACGUCAGAGUUCAAGAAGUUGCUGAUCUGAAGCAAGAGCUUCAAGUUCAAUAUGUAGAAAGACAACAAGCU
Molecule: messenger RNA, 543 nt
Organism: Formica exsecta
Lineage: Eukaryota; Metazoa; Arthropoda; Insecta; Hymenoptera; Formicidae
Product: keratin, type II cuticular Hb4-like
Exons: 1
Source: RefSeq, a predicted model, not a curated record